Molecule: messenger RNA, 3839 nt
Organism: Rattus rattus (black rat)
Lineage: Eukaryota; Metazoa; Chordata; Mammalia; Rodentia; Muridae
Gene: Tmem229b
Product: transmembrane protein 229B
Exons: 2
Coding region: 530-1033 (167 amino acids)
Source: RefSeq, a predicted model, not a curated record
CACUCUGUAGACCAGGCUGGUCUUGAACUCAUAGACAUCUGCUUCCCAAGUGCUGGGAUUAAAGGCCUGCACCACCACUGCCAGGUUUAUCCUGGUCCAUUAAGACUGAUUUCACCUGUCUCCACUGCUCAUUCUGCGUGAUCCUACCCUGUGACAGAGCUCAGCAUACUCUAAGAGCUUCAGGUGAGAUAUCCCUAGGGACUGGAUGCAAGAAGCCAGCUUCCUUGUCCCUACCAUCCGUUCCCUCAUAUUGACAAAUCCCUGGAGUUUUGAUCCUUCUGAGGGACACUGUAUUCUUUCUCCAAGUGUGAGCAGAGUAAAAUAAUCCACACUCUCCAAAUGCCUUUUUUCCCAUGCUUCCAAUCCACACUCUCUUCUAUGUCACCAUAAAUGUUUUCUUGGACUGUCCCAUCUUUAGAGGCCAUCAUCCUUGGAGCUGCUGACCCCUGCUGUAGACUUUCCCAGGGCUGAUUCCAGAGCUGAGCAAGGGAUUAUUGGAAAAGGCACAAGGGAGGCCCCAGUUGGUACCAUGGCUUCUGCCGAGCCCCUGACAGCGCUGUCCCGCUGGUACCUAUAUGCCAUCCAUGGCUACUUCUGCGAGGUGAUGUUCACAGCGGCCUGGGAGUUCGUGGUGAAUUUUAACUGGAAGUUCCCAGGGGUCACCAGCGUGUGGGCCCUCUUCAUCUACGGCACCUCCAUCCUGAUCGUGGAGCGCAUGUACCUGCGCCUGCGAGGCCGCUGCCCUCUUCUGGUGCGCUGUGUCAUCUACACUCUCUGGACCUACCUGUGGGAGUUCACUACCGGCUUUAUCCUACGCCAGUUCAACGCCUGUCCCUGGGACUACUCCCAGUUCGACUUUGAUUUCAUGGGCCUCAUUACCCUGGAGUAUGCUGUGCCCUGGUUCUGCGGGGCCCUCAUCAUGGAGCAGUUUAUCAUCCGCAACACCCUCCGCCUGCGCUUUGACAAGGACGCGGAGCCCGGGGAGCCGGCCAGCCCACCAGCCCUGGCCAAUGGCCACGUCAAGACUGACUGAGUCAGAAGAUUAAUGUGAGGACCUGAAGUCUCUUGUAGGAACCCAUGAACAGAGAGAGAGAGAGACCAAGCUGGUGGGGUUACCCCUUGGUUCAGCACAAGCCCCGCCCCCAACUGGGUCUUAGCCCAGUAGGGCAAACAUAACCACACAUGGUGGGCAGUGGGAUGGGUGUUGGGGAGUUGGGUGUCUAGACAACAGAAAUACUUUGAGACUCAUCCAUGCCUCUCAACACAUCCUGGGGGGCUGGGGGCUGGGUAGCGAACAACUGGACUUUGAUGGAUGACUUUGGAAGCAGCAGACCUGUCCUAACUAAGGGACGUGAACUCCGGGGCCACAGGUGGGAGGCAAGGUCUGAGAAGGCCUUGGCUGCUGUUGGGGCCACCGCCCCACCUGCCCCCUGGCUUCAGCUGGGCUUUGGCUGGUUCCAUUAGGCAAUAUUCAGGUGCUUGCUUGCAACCAAUACCUCCCCGGGGGCCUCUGAGCUGCAGCCUGAGAGAGACCCAGUAGCCAAUUGGGCUGCAUGGUGGCACUGGUGUUGUGCAAAGGCCAGGAAAGCUUCCUUUGGCUCCUCUCCCUCUCCCAGGGCCCCACGCUGCUCCCUUGGCCUUCUGGGGGCCCCUGUGGUGCUGGAUUCCCACCAACCUUGGGCUUUUGGAGGUUUCAAUCCCCGUGUGUUCGGUGGCGUUUCCCCUUAUGUUCAAGACAUUUACCACUAGCAGGCUGUCCUUUCCUGUGUCAGUCACCAUAGCCUCCCCCUCUCCCAGCUCCCUAUAGAACACAGCAGUGGCCAGAGGCAUAGCUCUGAAAUGGACCCCACCUGCCUUGCUGCAGCCUUCCCUCCACCUUCCUCUGAUGACUGGGGGCGCCCUGUCUUCCUGACCCAGGGAUGAUAGUCUGGUGUCCCUUCCCUGCAGAGGUCCUACUGAAAAUGCAUAAUAUCCCCCCACAAUGUCCAGCGAGGCCCAGAGGUGUGUGGUGGAUCCACAGUGGGAAACAAAGGGCGGAGUUCUAGGUCCUAUUUGCCCAAACUGGUUUAUUAUUUCCGCCAGCUAGCCAGUAUGGCUUCCUAUGAGCUAGAGGAGAUUCAAAGAUAACAAGACAGAUACAGAAGACCACGGGAGGCUCUUUAGAGGCCCUUCCCUGGAAAAGAGAUGAGUUGUACCACAGCCUCAGCUCAGCAGUCAACCCUGAGGGCUGCUCUUCCUACAACUCCAGGCCGGCCCCAUAAGCUUGUUCUCAAACAGUGUUGUCUUAACUCUGUCACACUCAUGGGCCUUGUCAGCUUGGUUAUUGUAACUUUACCCCAUGAUGGGUCCAUUGCUGGCAGUGGACAGGUGAAAUCCAGGCCCCUUCUCAUUUUUGUCCCAAACUCUUUGAGAAGAUGGGACCAUCAAAGAGUGUAGCAUACCAUGAGGCCACCCUGGGACUCUCAGAGGUUGAAAUCAACCCUUAUUUAUUAUAGAUCAUUUUUAAAUGACCGUACCACCUGUGGACCAUGCAGACAGCACCAGGCCAGGGCCAGCAGCAGUGCUGUCCUAGGCUGGGGGAAAGACUUGGAGACAUAACCUUCUAUGGCAUCCUUUCCCUGUGUUUUCUCUGUCUGGGGUAAGAUGCUAAGUGUUUCCCUUGGUAGGCUUCUCAAAUCACCAGAUACUAUUCUGUCGUAGGGAAACUUGCUAUGGCCCUAAGACUUUGGGGGUUAUGGGGAUUCAGGUUUCCAAUGGGAGUGGUCGCUUUCCAUAUACAAGUGGAGAAGGUUCCUUAUUUUCUCCAAUUCCAUAUUAUCUUAAUUACCUGAAUCCUAACACCUCUCCAGGCCACCUCACACCUGUCUUCACAACUGAUCUAUUGGCUGGCUGAGGUGUCCCAGCAUUAAGACUCCAAUUCUCAACCAGAAAACGCCAUUGGGUGGCCCCUAGGUCUCAGUGCUCCAGAAGUUGUCUUCAGGCAUCCCCUAGUACCAUUUUUUCUCAAAGCGCUAUUAAUCCCAUGUCAGGAGGGGUUCCCAGAGCAGAUCUGCUGGCCUGGAAAUACUCAGCAUUGUGGUCUGCUUCCCUAGGUCCCUGUUGCUCCUAGGGCCCCUCAUAGGCACAGAACCCCCAGCCAGAGGAGACUCUACCUUAAGGCCUGAUCACAGACCUGCAGGGUAGUCUAGACUUCAGCUCUUGCUCAUUGGCUCUCUUCAGGGCUUGAAGGUGGGGGUAAUUAAACCCUUCUGAGCAGUGGGGAGUCUGCUGGCUGUUUAUGGAGCCUCCCUCUGAUGUUCUGAGCCCGAGGUAGGAGUUUCAGAUAGUAUGUAUGCUGCCCUGCAUGGUUGAGUUGCUUUGGAUGUCUGCUAGGCUUCCAGUGCCCUGCCCCCUCCUCAUGCCAGAGAGUCACAAUGGCCUGUGCUUAAUCACAGCAAUAAUAUAUAGGGAGCAUCUGUGAGUCCCCUUUGUCCUGGUCCAUCACUCUUCAUGGAUCUCCCAGGAGACUGCUGAGUGGGUCAGUUCAUGUGAGAAUCAAUUUAUGAAGGUCUGGGCUGUGCAAAGUGUUGUCACAGGAGGCAGGUGAGAGGCCCAGCUCUGAACUGUGAGUAAGGCAGUGGGAGUGCCUUCCACCCUGAAGCCACCCUUACCUGGAGGAGCUGUAGGCCCUGGCUUUGUAACAGGGCCUAUGAAUUGGUUAGGACUGUCUUCCAGCUGGACAGCUCUUGAGAAAGGCACAUGACUAAUUUGUGAGCCCGUUGCCUGCUAUGUCUCCGUAAGUCUGUCUCUCCCUUUUCAUAACUGUGCACAUAAAAUAUACUGGUGUUUGUGUUCCUGGA